UCGAUUUCUCGAUCUCGCCGCAGUGCCGAUAAUUGUGUUAUUUUCGAGUCGCUGAAAAGGCCGAAAAAGUGUGCUUGCUUGUAACCAGAAUUUCAGCUGGCCAACGGGGAUCGACUCGAAUUGGCCUUGACUUGUGUGGGGUUAAGCUGGCUAACAGAAACGAGCCCAAAAAGCCCGAAAAGCAACGUGAAAAAGGUGAAAAAAACGGAAAAGGUGAAACUGUCUUGCUGGCUGGUGUGCGUUGGUAUGCGUGUGUGCCAGUGUGUGUGCGGCGGUGUGUGCAAUUUUUUCAUCAUCAUUCCAGUCCGCGUGUGUUUUUUUGUGUGUAAUUCCCGCGAGAAUUUGGCCAAAUCCUGCGUUUCAGCAAUUCCUUUUAAAUUAUUUAAAUUAUUCAAAACAUUUCUGCUUUUGACGAGCAGGAUUUGUAUAAGAUUCAGGAUAAAGGACCUAAACGGCUUCUCAAGGCCGUACAAUUAUGGGUUUAAAUGCCAAGAGUGUUUGUUCUACCAGCAGCACUGAGCCAAAUGGCAGCAUAGUCACAACCGCCCCCAGCAACGGAGAAGCCAGCAGCAGCAGCAUUGUCGUCGUCGUCAGCAGCAGCAGUAGUAAUAGUAGCAGCAGCAGCAGCUUUAGCCCAAUCCCAAUUCCAAACCCAAUCCAGCAGCAAAAAGAAGAGCUACCGGGAACCUCAGCAGCUUCCAAAAAAGUCGAGAUGUGCUCAUGUGAUAACCAGAACCUUGCAACAUCAACCACAGCCACAACUUCCAUUGGCAAUAAACGUAAACGGCGUUUAAGCAGCUACUCAAACGAUGAUGCUAAGGACCCCGAACUUGGUUUUGAGCCUCCAUCGGCCAAGCGCCAGCAGCGAUUGCCCGCUCUGUACGGCAGCGACCAGAGCAACCUCUCGUCGGUGGCCUCCUCGGUGUACACCUCGCCCGGCCAGAGCACCCAGGAGCUGCUCAGCAUACGCAGCUCGCCGGCCGAGGAGUUGCCGGAGGCGCCACACAGUCCGCUGCCGGACAGCCCGGACAGUCCGCCCAGUCCGGACCGUGGUGCCAAGCAGCCGCCCGUCGUGGUGCGUUACGGAGUGGAGCAGGUGGUGACCACCACCAUUACCACCACCGCCACCACCACUGUGGUCACGCAAAAGGCGGAGGAGGAUGACCUUCUGGACGACAGCUGCGAGGACUACUCCUACGACGAGGAUGAUGGCGAGGAGGAGGAUGAGGAUGAGGAUGAGGACGAGGAGAUCUACUCGUCUACAAUUUCGCCAGCCUCCUCGGACUGCAGCCAACAGCAGGCGGAGAAUGGUCAGCGAACUCCGGGUCUGCAGCAGCCGAUGCAGCAUCCGGUCAGUGACCACCUUAUGAUCAAUAUGAUGGCGGCUCCGGCCAAGACGAUCGCCCUGGACGAUGCGGCCGCGUUCAGUUGCAUGUCACCGGCGGUGGAGAACGCCCUGCGCCAGUGUCCCCUGCCCGCCCUAAAUUGGGCCAAUGCCGCCGAUGUGUGGCGUCUGAUGUGCCAGCGGGAUGAGCAGGACUCGAGCCUGCGCAGCAUUUCUAUGCUGGAACAGCAUCCGGGGCUGCAGCCGCGCAUGCGCGCCAUCCUCUUGGACUGGCUGAUCGAGGUGUGCGAGGUGUACAAGCUGCAUCGGGAGACCUUUUACCUGGCCGUCGACUAUCUGGAUCGCUAUCUGCAUGUGGCGCGCAAGGUGCAGAAGACGCAUUUGCAGUUGAUCGGCAUCACCUGCCUGUUUGUGGCCGCCAAGGUGGAGGAGAUCUAUCCGCCGAAGAUCGGGGAGUUCGCCUAUGUGACGGACGGGGCCUGCACCGAACGGGAUAUCCUCAAUCACGAGAAGAUCCUGCUGCAGGCCCUAGACUGGGACAUCAGUCCCAUCACCAUCACCGGCUGGCUGGGUGUCUAUAUGCAGCUGAAUGUGAACAACCGCACGCCGGCCUCCUUCUCCCAGAUUGGAAGACAAAAGGCCACCGAGGCGGACGAUGCGUUCAUCUACCCGCAGUUCUCUGGCUUCGAGUUUGUGCAGACCUCGCAGCUGCUGGAUCUGUGCACCCUGGACGUGGGCAUGGCCAACUACUCCUACUCGGUGCUGGCAGCAGCAGCCAUCAGUCACACCUUCAGUCGCGAGGCCUCUCUGCGUUGUUCUGGCCUGGAUUGGCAGGUGAUUCAGCCCUGCGCCCGCUGGAUGGAGCCCUUCUUCCGGGUCGUCUCCCAGAAGGCCACCUACCUGCAGCUCAACGAGCAGAACGAGCAGGUCAGCAACAAGUUCGGCCUGGGCCACAUCUGUCCCAAUAUUGUCACCGACGACUCGCACAUCAUCCAAACGCACACCACCACUAUGGAUAUGUAUGACGAAGUUUUGAUGGCCCAGGAUGCGGCGCAUGCGAUGCGUGCUAGGAUUCAGGCUUCUCCGGCUACCGCGCUGCGCGCUCAUGAGAAUUUGCUGACCCCUCCCGCCUCUAGUCACAAGCCGGACGAGUACCUGGGCGAUGAGGGGGACGAGACGGCGGCCAGAAGCGGCAUCACCUCCACAUCCACCUGCAACACUGCCAGCAGCAAUAGCAACUGCAACAACAGCAACGCCAUCAGCAGAAGCAGCAGCAACAAUCCUGUGACCAGCUGCAGCAGCAGGAGCAAUCGCUGAGAGAUUGGCACCCAUGAUCUUGGCCAUCAUCCUCUCUCUCACAACUCACCACACACACACCCGCCCAAACAGUCUCUACGUUAAGUGUUUCUUAUAUUUAAAUUAUUUUUGUUAAGUGAAAAGUUAUUAGUUGCCUAAUUCCUAUGCUAAACACACACACAUAUUUAAUUUGAAAUUUUCCACGCGCUUAUGUUUCUCAACUCGCGAUAUAUUCACUUUCCUCGCUCAGCUUAAUAUUUAAUUUUGUGUAUUUAUAGAAAAUCAGAAAUAUAAUUUUAACUGUACACUAUCUAUAAAGCACACAAACAUAUAUAUAUAUAUAUAUAUCUAUAUAGAUAUACAUCUAGAGUAUAGCAGACAAGGCAAAACUGAAUUAACCAUUAGACUAAUACCUGCUGAAAAGGGAGCAUAACAAAAGCCAGAAAAAAAUUGUGCACUGGUCACAAACUUUGCUGGCGCCUCAAAAAUUAAACAAACAAAACAAUGUUCGCAUCCAGAGCAGAGCAGAGUACUUGACUAACCAACUAAAAUUAGCUUAUAAGUCGAGGGAACUAAAACGACUAAUGCUGAACCCUGCAUUUCAUUCGAUAAUUAACCCUACUAACAAUGAAUCAAACAAACACUGGACAACAAGUCCAUAGCUGACAUGGAGUGACAAAGAAAAUGGCAACCGAUGAAUUAAUGAGUUAUAUAACAUGAAUUGAACGCACAGAACAGAACAGAACAGUACAGAACAGACUAUAUAAACAAAAAUACAUGUAUGAAUAUAUAUGCGUCAUUGUACAUUUUUUUUUAAUUUAGACUAAUUUGCCAUAAUUUGCUAAGCAAAUAAAUCCUGUACAUAAAGCAAAACACACACAAAACGCACAAAAACAAGAAUUAACCAUAACUGAAACGCAUAUAAUAUAUUAUUAUAUAAGUGUACAAUUCUCUAUAUAUGGCUUCUUACAAUAAUGUUAUGUACAUUAAAAUGGCAACAACGCAAAGUAGAAAAUUAUUAUUAUUCGCUAAUUUAGGCAUAAAUAACAUGUAAGUGUUCAUACAAUUAAGGCUGGAAUGAAAACAGAAAACCAACAAAAAACAACAACUAAAAGAAAAAGCAAACAAAAAAAAAACU
This is a messenger RNA of Drosophila elegans, 3779 nucleotides long. Its product is annotated as G1/S-specific cyclin-E. The coding region runs from base 476 to 2662 and encodes 728 amino acids. The transcript is spliced from 6 exons. Gene Ontology annotation, biological process: regulation of cyclin-dependent protein serine/threonine kinase activity; G1/S transition of mitotic cell cycle. Gene Ontology annotation, molecular function: cyclin-dependent protein serine/threonine kinase regulator activity. The record is from RefSeq and is a predicted model, not a curated record. Gene Ontology annotation, cellular component: cytoplasm; nucleus; centrosome. Lineage: Eukaryota; Metazoa; Arthropoda; Insecta; Diptera; Drosophilidae.